CGUGGCAGUCAGGUACUAUCAUUCUGCAGUGAGUCUCCAGUAGAAAUAAACAUGUCUACUCUCGCUUUCCUCUUCCUCUGCGUUCAGGCUUGCCUCAUCCACAAUGCCUACAGUGCGUGCCUCGGUACCGGCUACUAUGGCGCCGGUCUUGGUUACGGCUACGGAGAUCUUGGAUAUGCCGGUUGGGGUGGAUGCGGUCUAGGUGGCAUCGGUUACGCCGGUCUCGGCUACGACGGUUUCGGCUAUGGCGGCCUUGGUUAUGAUGGAUUCGGCUAUGGCGGUCUUGGUUACGGAGCUUUUGGUUAUGACGGUCUUGGUGGUUACGGUGGUGCUGGCAUCGGCAACGUGGCUGUGGCUGGUGAGCUGCCCGUGGCUGGUACCACCGCCGUCGCCGGUCAGGUGCCCAUCAUCGGUGCAGUAGAGUUCGGCGGCACCGCUGCUGCUGCUGGUGCUGUCUCAAUCGCUGGACGUUGCGGCUGCGGCUGCGGCGGACCUUACGUCUACUGAUUAUAAUCACUAGUACGAAUCCGAAUUGCAUAAAAUAAAUAAUGAAUAGCAAUGAU
Manduca sexta (tobacco hornworm) is the source of this 563-nucleotide messenger RNA. Its product is annotated as chorion class CA protein ERA.1-like. The record is from RefSeq and is a predicted model, not a curated record. The transcript is spliced from 2 exons. Gene Ontology annotation, molecular function: structural constituent of egg chorion. NCBI's taxonomy places the organism in Eukaryota, Metazoa, Arthropoda, Insecta, Lepidoptera, Sphingidae. Gene Ontology annotation, cellular component: egg chorion. Gene Ontology annotation, biological process: multicellular organism development; chorion-containing eggshell formation. Bases 52 to 507 code for a protein of 151 amino acids.